UUAAGGGUUAAAAUAAAUAAAUUUUGUCUGCAUUAAGAAAAUUUUAUGCAAAGACGAAAUUUAAUGCAAAAUUAAGUAAAUAAUAAAUAAAAAUUAUUAAAAAUAAUUGUUAAAACUCUGGUCUUUACAUCGAAACCGAAAUCAAAAUGGCGGCAACGAAACUUUUUUUUUUCUUUUAAUGAGUUGCCAAUUCAGCUAUUUUUUAUAGAUUUAGUAGAUUUAUGAACAAUCUAGCUUAAAAAAUCAAACAAUUCUAAUGGAAACAAUAUGAUUUGGUUAUUUUUAUUAAAAUGUCUAGCUGUAAAUUUGAAUUUUGAGUUGGCAACACUACUUUUAAUUAAUGUAUAUCAGUUGCUGAUUGGAUAUCGUUUGAAUAUUUUACGUACUGUUGUGACAAAACGUCUUACGCAUUGCUAUCUGAUCUGGUUCAUCUGUCUUUUAAUAUUAUUAUUCAAGGUUUGUGUUUUUCUACAUUCUUAAAUUAUAAUGGCACGGAAACAAACGAGGUUUAAUCUCCAAUGGCUGGAUCCAGCUAUUCAUCCAGAAUUCAAUUCCUGGUUAGGAACUGUAAAAGAUGAUGAUACAAAAGCAUUUUGCUGCAUUUGUUGUAAAGUUUUCUCAUUAAGUAAUAUGGGAAAGCAUGCAUUAGUAUCACAUGCAAAUAGUUCUAGUCAUGUUGAAAUAAAAAGAUUGAAGUCGGAACAAACAUCACUGAUAAGGUCUUUAACCCCAACAAAUUCACACUCUUCUGAUAGUCAACAAAAUGUGUGUGAAAUGGCUUCUGUUUUGGAAGAUAGAUCUAAGAUCACUAACAAACAAUCUCUCACCAAAUCAACAUUUCUUAGCAGCACAUUGACACCUUUUUGUGAUAAAAGAUGAUGUAAUAAAAGCAGAGAUAACUCGGGCAUUGGCAGUUGUAAAGAAAAAGAUGUCACUCAAUUCAUGCUAUGGUAUUAAAAACAUUUUCAAAAAAAUGUUUCCUGACAGUGCUAUAGCCACACAAUUUCAAUUGGGUCCAGAUAAAGCUUCCUAUAUAAUAAAUUAUGGCCUAGCCCAUUAUUUCAGAGAAAAAUUGAUUGAUGCUGUUACAAGUUGCAAUAAUGUAAAUUUGAUUAUCUUUUGUGUAAAACAACAAAACAAUUUUUAUAGUUAUGUUGCAAAAGAAAGAGAUUUGUAGUUAUGAUUCUAUGCUAUAUUUUAUUAACGUAUAAUUGUAAUUUCAUUUGAUGUUUAUUUUUGUAUUUAUUAUAUUUUAUUUAAAUUUUAUAAGUUUUAAGAAUCCCAAUUUUCCUAAUACUAUGACGUCAUAGGAAUACAAGUGUGAGGUUUUGGAAUUGUUUUCCUUUGACAAAUCACUAAACAAAGUUGUUCAAGGAACUCAAAUGGAUCUUGUGAUAAAAUACUGGGACAAGAGUAAAGAUAAGGUUAUGACCAGAUAUUUAAAUAUUUAAAUAGUGUUUUUCUGGAUUAUAGUAAAGCUGAUGAUCUUCUGUCUGCAUUUCUCUAUGGUCUUUCAGACAUUCAUCUUGAUCUAGCAAAAAUUCUUCACAUCUGUAUGGACAGACCAAAUGUAAACAUAAGUUUUCUGAAUAAAUUAGAUCACAUGGAGACACAGAAUGUUGGUGAAUCAUUUGUGAGAAUGAGAACAUGUGGUUUACAUGUAGUCCAUGGUGCUGUAAAAGCUGGUUUUAAAGUAGUAGAUUGGAAUUUGUUACCACUGCUACGGAAUUUGUACUAUUUGCUAAAAGACUCAUUCACUCUGUGGUCUGAAUACAUUGCUAUAAGUGGAAACAGAUUAUUUCCCAAAAAGUUUGGUUGAACAAAGUGGUUGGAGAACGAAGAAUGCUUAGAACGUCGAUCAGAAGUUGUUGGAAUAUCUGUGAAGACAUACAUAAACAACAGUACAAAGUUGAAAGACAGUAAGGUAGCUAUAUUCUUGAGACAGGCACUCAAUGAUCCCUUUAUUAAAGUUAAACUUUUAUUUUUUCAGUCAAUAUGUACACAAAGUGAGAGCUUUCUCACCUGAUUUCAGAACAGCAAACAUCUUGCACCCUAUCUUUAUAAAGCAGUUGUUCAAUUAUUAAUGAACUUGAGAAAGUUUGUGAAAAAUGACAGGGUCAUCAACAAGCAGUUUCUAAAAAUAGGUUUAAAUGCUAAUGAAAACUUAGUACAUUUGAAGAAUUUGGAUAUUGGUUUUGGAGAAAAAAGUUUUAAAAUAAUUGAAAGUAAGCAACAAAGAUAUUCUGUGUUUUCUAAGAGAUUGUCGAAAUGUGCUGAAAGUGAUGACACAAAAGAUUAUUGAAAAGGGACCUGUCAAGUACAAAUGUGUGAAAGCUUUGAGCAGCUUAGAUUCAAAAAUUAUCAAAAUACAAUCAAAUGUUGGAAAAUUGUAUUUCAGUGUUUUACUGGAGGUUCUACAUGAUACAAACAGGAUUGAUGAGAAAUAUGCUGUCAAAGCAAAAGAACAGUAUGAUAUACUCUGCAAUAAAGUAUCAAUAAAACCCUAUUCUACAAAGUUUGAGGACUUCAUAUCUGAAAGGAGUGAUGAUGAUGGUCUGGACACAUUUUAUUGUGAAAUUAUGAAGGAUGAUAGGCAACUGCAAGAUCUAUGGUCUAUUAUCAAAAUUUCUCUUUCUUUCUCACAUGGAAAUGCAAGUGUUGAGAGUGGUUUCUCGGUUAAUAAAUCACUAUUGAGUGAAAAUCUUAAGGAAGAAAGUUUAGUUGCUCAAUGCUUAGUUUAUGAUGGGAUCCAUUUUGCAGGUGGUAUUGAUAAAAUAAAUAUAGACCAGAAAAUAAUGUUAACAGUCAGAGGAUUUAGACAGAGAUUUAUUGCAUCUGUGCAACAGAAAAAGAUAUUCAGAAGCAGCAGGCAUUGAAUGCUGAAGAAAAAAGAAAACUUACACAACAACUUAAGGAUUUAAAACAACACAGAAAACAUUAAGAAAAUAUCACAAAAAGGAAGAAAAAGAGAUUGAAAUGAAAAUAAAUACACUUGAGGAGAAAAGGCUAAAACUACAUUAAUAUAAUAGUUCUUGUUUUGUGAAUUGUAAUUAUUUUUUUAUUUUCUAAUUAUCUUUAUUUUGAAAAAAAGAGAAUUAAUACUAAGAAGUUUCUCUGUAUUUUGAUUGUCCAUUUUGUAAAAAAAAUAAGAAGAUUUUACAAUACAGUAGA
Messenger RNA from Centruroides sculpturatus (bark scorpion), 3171 nucleotides. RefSeq lists its product as uncharacterized. The record is from RefSeq and is a predicted model, not a curated record. The coding region runs from base 2283 to 2876 and encodes 197 amino acids. The transcript has a single exon. Lineage: Eukaryota; Metazoa; Arthropoda; Arachnida; Scorpiones; Buthidae.